CGCGAGCAGCAACCGUCGGAGUCAUAUCGCCUUGUUCGUUCUUGAGUGAUUUUGCUAAAUUUUUCUUUGCUCUAUUAUUCACGUGGGGUUAUUUACGCGAUGGAAUGGUCAAAAGAACUGACUACUCGUUUAAUUGAGCUAUUUCGUGAGCAACGAGUAUUAUGGGAUCCUACAUUUAUGGAUUUUAAAAACAGAAAUAAAAAACACGACGCAUGGACUGAAAUAGCCGCAGAAGUGAAAACAGAUACAAGUGAAGUAGAAAAGAAAAUGCGCAUGCUGAUUGGGCAAUUUCAGCGAGAAUUGAAGAAAGGUAAAAGUGGCGAUGAAGUCGAUGCUCAUUAUAAAACAAAGUGGCUGUUUUUUAAUAUGCUUUUCUUUUUAAAAGAUAAAAAUGAGGCACGUCAUUCUACUGAAUGUGGUCUCUCUCCCAAGCAAUAUGCUGAGCCACAGGACACUAGGAACAUCAAUGCGGCUGAGGUACGAUUAAAACAGCCUUUUGAGAAUAAUAAAAAAAGAAAAAAUGAGUCUGAGUCAGAUAUGAGAGAAUUUGUGAAAGCCUGCACUACAACACUGAAUACGCCGGAAAAAGAAUAUGAUGAGUUCGACAAUAUUUGCAUGGCCUUUGCGGCAAAAAUGAGAAAAAUGGACCCUAUUCAACAAAUUUGGACUGAAUCGCUUAUGCACAAAAUCGUAACCUACGGUUUAUUAGGCAAAUUAAAUGAUAAUAUGGAUAUUGUAGACACGGGUUAUAAUAGUUAAAUACUGUUGGAACACCUUUAACGUCUCCUGUAAGUGUCAUAUCUUCUGCACAUUCAGGGGUCACAAAUGGACUGUGAGAGUCGUGACUUCAAAUCAGUGUUGACUACUCUGGAAAGGUUUUAAAACAAAACAAAGAUCUGUCAAAAAUUCACACGUGGUGUUUGCCAAUGUUUAUUUUCGUUUUUAUAAUUGGAAUAUAUUGCUUGUAGGAUAUUUAAUUUUUACAAAAUGGUAAUGUGUUGGGUACCCGAUUGUAAUCAAUGUUCAUAGUAUAUUUCCUACCAUAUUUCCAAAUAGCAUUGGUUAAAAACCUGAAUAAACGCAGUAAGUACUAUGUAGUGUGUAAAUCCUUGAUUUUGUGUAGGGACAAUUGUAAAAUUAAAAGCAAUAUGAUUGACAUGACAAACAAGGAUUGUGUCUUUAUAAAAAAUGUGCAGAUGAUUUUUAAAACAAAAUUAAAUUAAAAAUGAUUACACAAACCACGUGUAUAAUCAAUUGACAGACGUCAAACGUUUGCUUUCUUUGGAAACCUUUUUGACGUUUUGACGUCACACUAUUACGGUCCAUUAUUAUAACAAUAUCCAAAAUAAUAUUAAUUAAAUUAAAAAUCAUAUAGUAAUAUGAAUUACGGGAGAUAAAUUAUUAUGUCAUACCGGUUUAAUAUUGUGUAUUUAUUACUUAGUUACGAACUACAUAAUGGUAUCUUUAUGCCCGCGCCGGCAUAAUGUUAUACCUAAUGCCCGUGCGGGCAUAGAAAUUAUUACAAUAGGGAACAACAAAAAUAAAACAUUUACGCAUUCAGUAUUAUUUUCAGCAAUCUAUUGUUGAAAUCUAGCGUAUUCCUUGUCGUUCGUUUCUUUGGAUUUUUCGGUAACAGAAUCUGAGUCGCUUUUUGGCUUUUUUUACUAUUCCUUCAGAAAUAUUGAAUUUCUUCUGCAUUCUGACUUUUUUUUUUGACAAUGUUCGAUAGAAAAACUUUGUUUACGUUAAUAACAAAUUGUUAACCAACAUCACUUUCCUAGCAACGGUACUAAAAACCUGCUGCGAUACAAUAUUACUUCUAAUUAAUACAGAAUAAAAUUAAAACUUUAAUUGAUGCAAUGAACCGGUAUGCCAUAAAAUUUUGUAUGCACUACGUGCAUUAUUAUAUGUUUAUACCCUCGGGCGACAUAGAGGCCCUCGAGUUUAUAAGCUGGUCGCCCUUAGGGCAUAAACAUCUAUAUUUAAUGCCCUUGAUACAUAAAUAACUAUAAUGUUUGUUAUAUUAUUUGUCCUACUU
Molecule: messenger RNA, 2038 nt
Organism: Diabrotica virgifera virgifera (western corn rootworm)
Lineage: Eukaryota; Metazoa; Arthropoda; Insecta; Coleoptera; Chrysomelidae
Exons: 2
Coding region: 100-759 (219 amino acids)
Source: RefSeq, a predicted model, not a curated record